Messenger RNA from Serpula lacrymans var. lacrymans S7.9, 1870 nucleotides. RefSeq lists its product as uncharacterized. The transcript has 2 exons. The record is from RefSeq and is a predicted model, not a curated record. The coding region runs from base 278 to 1591 and encodes 437 amino acids. Lineage: Eukaryota; Fungi; Basidiomycota; Agaricomycetes; Boletales; Serpulaceae.
GGUGAUGAAAGCAGUGUCCGAAUCCUUUCACGCCUUCACCUCCGUAUCCGAACUCGUUCCAUAUAUAAAGCACUGGGCCAUUCAGCCCCUCCCUCUUUUCUCUUCCUUUGAAACGUCCGUGUGCUCUCAAUACCGCGUAUCCACGUCCUAAAGGCUGGCGCUAGCGAGGAAUUCCUAGCUUCUGAUUCCAUUUCGCGAACCACGCCGGACGUCGUUCGUGUCUACGACCAUCUCAACGCAUCGAUAACGAAUCUAACGAAUCUGAGCUCGAUCCACGAUGUACGCCUUGCAGUCCCCUUUGUCAACUAAGCUUUCGCCCAAAUCUUCCCCUUGCGCGCUAGGGGCUCUCAUAGACACCACAAACUCAUUACGCAGCACCGAUGUUCUCCCAAAACACCCUCGUUUACCCCUCUCUCGCUCCAGAAAGGCCCCGCCCACCGUCUCACUCACGAACGCUAACGCCAUCAGCACCUGCGCCCACACACACCUACCUCCAUCUCCACUCGAUCUACCAGAUGUCAAGCUACAAGCUCAGAACGCUAUACCCUUCCCAUCCUUUACUGUCGAUGUCUCGAGCACACCUCCUUUCAGUGAGUCCGAGUUGGAUUCUCUCAUGACCAUGUCUGUGUCGUAUCCUGUCGACGAAGUCAUUGGUGAGAUCACGCUGGGUGGAUCUAGCAGUGAGUCGGCUCCUUGGUCUCCACAGAUUCGCCUCCGUCGUAGACGCUCAGAAGCAUGCACUCCUCGAACAAAGACACAGCGCAGAGGCAGCUCGAGAGACAAAGAGGGCAUUGAUGCCGUCCCGCCAGCUCGCAAACGCUCGCGUAAGAGCAGGCGACUUGUCUCAGACUUGCAGUUUCUCGCUACAUUGCACCGCAGCAUCGUUUGGAGACUGCGGAAUGUGGAGCAAGAUGAGACCAAAGACGUGAUGAGUGACGUGGAUGGCUCCGUACACGACUCGGAAGAGCUGUGCUCGAACAAGAUCACAGAGGCACAGGACAAGCUCCUUGUCAGACACCUAUGGCAGCUACUGAUUGAUCAGGGCUGUACGCUUGUAGCGUUCGAUGAUGUCCCGGUGGCAUCUUCUUCGUGUUCUUCCUCCUCAUCAAAAGACGCAGCAUCUCCACUGCUUUCGAGCAAUGUGUCGAGAUCACGUCGCGAUGAUAAGGUGAUAAGAUCGCGCAAGCGCUCGUCACACAGUCUCACGUGUCCGUCCGUCCCGUCUACCUCAACUUCAUCUCCGUUCUUCAAAUUCCCACAUCAGCUCUCUAUCUCGGUCCCCGCAGCGGUCCCUUCUACCGAUCCCCCAUCGCCGACAACUCCGAGUCCGACGUCUGAUCCAGCACGGAUCCUAAGCAUGCCCCAGCUCGUUGCGUCUCUCCUUCUGCAGCAGAAUCAGAAACGCACUACGCGGGCUCGUCCCAGGUGGAGAGCAUGUUGUCGCCGUGCAGAGUCCACCAGUCACGAUGGUGGUGGUGGGUCUCCUGGGCCGCAAACGUCAAGCAAUGGCCGCAAAUGCGUGUACUGCCAUAAGGAGAAGAAAUCGAAAUCGCCGCUGUCGACAGUGGCAUUUUCAGCGCUUGAGAGUUGAUUCUCAAUGGUGCCUCGUCUUUGCUCCGAUGGCAGUAUAUGGAAUCAGCAGCUCUUUCGGCUGGUUGUGUUUCUGCAGUGCUGCACACUUUAUCUACGCCGACAGGACUAUUUUUAUGACAGUCACGAUCAUAUCACAUAUGUAUCGAUAUAUCUACGGGACUCUACAUUAAGCUAGAGUCUUGUCAUGUUUUAUCACACUAUCCCUCCAAGCGAGGGCUUCAUUGUAUACAAUUUCGCAAUGCAGAUACUAUAUCCAAAUCCAGUUGAAGUUGACUUU